This is a messenger RNA of Aphanomyces astaci, 1599 nucleotides long. RefSeq lists its product as hypothetical. Bases 45 to 1418 code for a protein of 457 amino acids. NCBI's taxonomy places the organism in Eukaryota, Oomycota, Saprolegniomycetes, Saprolegniales, Verrucalvaceae. The record is from RefSeq and is a predicted model, not a curated record. The transcript is spliced from 3 exons.
CACUCUUCCCCACGGCAGUCACAUCAAUAGAGGGCAGAAGCAUCAUGGCCGACCAAGUUCCGCGGCGCCAGAGUCCAUCCAUAGGCAUCCACAGGGAACUACCGAGUGGGCAACAGUCGCAGCACAACAAUCCACAGCGACGUAUGUCCGACCACGUGUAUCCCAAUCAUCAUGCUGGUCGACGAAGCUUAGACGAGAAUAGUGCCAACAGCUUGGACGUGGACAUGGGGUACGGAAGCGACGGCGGCAGCAACGGUCAGCAACACAGACAUCAUCCAGUACCCGUGAACUUGCAACAGCAUGUCGGCCGUCUGCCAUUCUCCCUCCUCGCUCCUCCUCCACUAUCGUUAUCGUCCGAGGGAGCGUCAUCCCACUCGUUGCCCAACAUGCAUCGAUCUCCAUCCGAGCAGCGGCUCCCCGCACAACAACACAACAGCUUCAAGCUGGACCCGGUCACGAAUGGCAACCUGAACCUGAACCUCAGCAUGAACAUGGAUAUGUACGCGAUGAAUGUCGUGGAGGAAGGCCGGCGUGUAGUCCGCGCGUUCCUCCAGUCGGCGAAAUGCUACGACGUGAUCAAGAACAGCGGCAAGGUGGUCGUGUUCGACGUCAAGAUCCCCGUGAACUUGGCCUUCUUUGCCCUCGUGGAGCACCACAUCAAGUCGGUGCCGCUGUGGGACGCCGACGCAGGGCGGUUCGUGGGUAUGUUCACCGCCACGGACUUUGUCAACAUCCUGCGGCACUUCUACCCGCGCGGGUCCAUGGCGGCCGUCGCCGAUCACAGCAUCGCGUCGUGGAAACACAUGAGUGCGGCGCUACACCUGUCGCCACCCGAGUUCGAUUCUUCGCAGAUGAUCUACAUCUCGCCGGAAGCGAGCCUCUUUGACGCGUGCGUAUCCCUCCAGCGUCAUCGGCUGCAUCGACUCGCCAUCCUCGAUACUGCGCAGAACUCGGUGCUGUCCAUCGUCACCCACGCUGGCAUUUUGGAGUACUUGGUGUCGACGUUUCGAGAACAGCGGCGACUGUUUGACCAGAGCAUUGCCGACCUUGGCAUUGGCACGUUUACAAACCUUGUCACAGUUCCCGAAGAUAUGCCGCUAAUUCACGUCUUGCAUGCCCUCAUGGAGCGGCGGAUAUCUGCCGUGCCGAUUGUCGACGCGACCGGCGCCGUCAUGUACCUCUACUCGGUCUCGGACGUAACGGUAUGCCAUGCUGGGUGUCUGUGGACCUACUCACUCGAUUCGAACGUGUCUUGUGUUGCUGAUUCAUACACUUUACCAGGAACUGGUAAAGGACCGAGCGUUGUCGCAGCUGGAUGCGCCAGUGGGGGAGAUUCUACGGGUGCAAAUGGCCGAGGGCGUGCUGGGAGACAAUUUGCACUUUUGCUCGACGCAAGACACGCUGCACAUGAUGUUUGAAAAGUUUGCGGCCACGAAAGCCCACCACUUGGUCUGUGCCGACGAAAGCAAUCGCUGUGUCGGGAUUGUCGCGCUCAGUGACUUGUUCAACUACUUUCUCCAAUAGUAAUCCAACUCACACAAAUACUAGUUAGUACCUGAUCAUGGAUGACCUAAACACCUCUCGACAUGCGGAAACCAG